Arabidopsis arenosa is the source of this 795-nucleotide messenger RNA. NCBI's taxonomy places the organism in Eukaryota, Viridiplantae, Streptophyta, Magnoliopsida, Brassicales, Brassicaceae. The record is from the annotation of a GenBank genome assembly.
AAUUGCUUCGAUUGGUAAUUCCUUAUCGUUGUCAUACAGGGUAUAUCGUUGUGGUUUUAAUAAUGGAUGAUCAGAGAAAUCGUGUUAAUGAUUAUCAUAAUAAUGAUCAUCAUCAUUAUCUAGGUGUGAAUAAGAUGGGAAAAAACAUCCGUAAAGAUCCAUCAAACCAGCAAAAUCAACAACAAAACCCUCAAGCUUUGGUUUACAACAUCAACAAAACCGAUUUCAGAUCCAUUGUUCAACAGUUAACCGGACUUGGUUCAUCUUCUUCAGUCAAUCCUCCGCAAACAAACCCACCAAAACCUCCAAAUUCACGGUUGGUUAAAGUUAGACCGGCUCCUUUGACCCAACUCAACCAUCCUCCACCUCCACUUCCGGUUCAAUCGGUUCCAAUUGCAUCUGAACCGGUUCAGCCUGUUAACCAAGUUUCGGUUAACCCGGCCGAAUCUCCCAUCUCGGCUUAUAUGCGUUACCUAAUCGAAUCAAGCCCUGUUGGAAACCGAGCGCAGCCACAAAACCAAAAUCCGGUUCAACCGUCAACCGGUUUAUUUCCUUCACAUCAAACCGGUCCUAAUCCAAUGUCAUUCCAGUCUCCAGCUUCACAGUUUGUUUUGUCACCGCCGCCAAGAUCGCCAUUUCCAUUGUUCUCACCAAAUUUCGCGUUCUCGCCGCGGUUUUUAGGCGGUACCGAAUCGCUACCACCGCCAUCACCCGGUUUUUUCUUCCCAUUGCUCAGUCCAUUAUGGAAAAAUCAAUAGCUUAGUAGUAGUAUAUUAAUAACUCUUUAAUUAUGGA